UCUCAAAGGUCUUCCAACAUCCUCAAGCUCUCUCUUUUCUCCACAAUGUUCGAAGCCUAAAGUUUUCCAGGAAAAAAUAAUCCCUGUUUGUUUCUGACGAAAAAAAAAAAAAAGGAAAAAUCCAUUUUCAUUUUUUUUUCUGCAGAAUAUGGCAACCCAAAAACCCCAAAGAACUCCAGAAGAAGUUGAGGAUAUAAUCUUAAGAAAAAUCUUCCUUGUAACCCUUAAAGAAAACCAAGAAAACUCUUCUUCUGAUCCAAAGGUAGUUUACCUUGAGAGGACCGCAGCUGAGAUCUUAAGUGAAGGAAAAAGUCUUUUACUUUCACGUGAUUUAAUGGAAAGGGUUUUAAUUGAUCGUCUUUCUGGUGACUUUCCCAAUUCCGAAUCUCCUUUUCUUUAUCUCAUUGGUUGUUAUAGAAGAGCUCAUGAAGAAAUCAAGAAGAUUUCCAACAUGAAAGACAAAACGCUGCGUUCUGAGAUGGAGGCUGCUGCUAAACAGGCUAAGAAGUUGGCUGCUUCUUAUGCUAGGAUUCAUCUGGGAAAUCCUGAGUGGUUUUCUAAUGGGAAUUUAAGGGAUAGUAACUUGAAAACGGGUUCUUCUUUGUCUUCGAAUUCGCCUUUGUUGCCAUUACUUUUUGCUGAAGUUUCAAGUGGAGUAAUGCUUGAUGGGUUUGGAGGGAAUGAAUUGGGAAGUGGGGUAGACUGCCCACCAGGGUUCUUGGAGGAGUUCUUUAAGGAUUCAGAUUUUGAUACUUUAGACCAGAUUUUAAAAGGGUUGUAUGAGGAUUUAAGAGGGAGUGUUUUGAAAGUUUCAGCUUUGGGGAAUUUUCAGCAACCUUUGAGGGCUUUGUUGUAUUUGGCACAUUUCCCUGUUUGUGCUAAGAGUUUGGUUAAUCAUCCUUGGUGGAUACCUAAAGGGGUUUACUUGAAUGGACGUGUUAUUGAAAUGACUAGCAUUUUGGGUCCCUUUUUUCAUGUUAGUGCUUUGCCCGAUCAUACCAUUUUCAAGAGCCAGCCCGAUGUUGGCCAGCAGUGCUUCUCAGAAGCAUCAACUCGACGGCAAGAUAACUCAUUCAUCAAGACUAUCAUGAAUACUUUAUAUGACGGUCUGGCAGAAGUUCUUCUGUGUCUCCUUAAAAAUACUGAGACCCGUGAGAGUGUCCUUGAGUAUCUUGCAGAAGUCAUCAAUAAAAAUGCAUCCAGGGCCCAUAUACAGGUUGAUCCUAUAUCUUGUGCUAGUUCUGGAAUGUUUGUCAAUCUCAGUGCUGUUAUGCUUCGACUUUGUGAACCGUUUUUGGAUGCAAAUUUAACAAAAAGAGAUAAGAUUGACCCAAACUAUGUUUUUUACAGUAAUCGUUUGGAUUUGAGGGGGCUAACUGCUCUGCAUGCAACCUCAGAAGAAGUUUCUGAAUGGAUGAACAAAGAUAAUCCUGUAAAAACUGAUGGGACCAGACCACAUGGCGAUGGUGAAAAUCGUCUGCUGCAAUCUCAAGAAGCUACCAGUUCUGGAAGUACCCUCAGUGUGAAGCCAACCUCAAGUAGUGGUGAAAAAGCUAAAUAUCCAUUUAUUUGUGAAUGCUUCUUUAUGACUGCUAGGGUACUCAACUUGGGCCUCCUAAAGGCAUUUUCUGACUUCAAGCAUCUAGUCCAGGACAUUUCAAGAUGUGAAGAUACUCUUGCCACCUUAAAAGCUAUGCAAGGACAGGCACCUUCUUCACAACUGGAGCUGGAUAUAUCUAGGCUUGAGAAAGAAAUAGAACUAUAUUCGCAGGAAAAAUUUUGUUAUGAGGCUCAAAUUUUGAAGGAUGGGGCGCUUAUUCAACAUGCACUUUCAUUCUAUCGACUAAUGGUGAUUUGGUUAGUUGGCUUGGUUGGCGGAUUUAAAAUGCCUCUACCAUCUACUUGUCCAAUGGAAUUUGCUUCUAUGCCAGAGCACUUUGUGGAAGAUGCUAUGGAACUAUUAAUAUUUUCCUCCCGGAUUCCAAGAGCUUUGGAUGGGGUUUUACUGGAUGACUUUAUGAAUUUUAUUAUUAUGUUUAUGGCAAGUCCCCAAUUUAUCAACAACCCCUAUCUCAGAGCAAAAAUGGUUGAAGUUUUGAACUGUUGGAUGCCCCGUGGAAGUGGUUCAUCUGCCACAUCUACACUAUUUGACGGGCAUCAAUUGUCCUUGGAAUAUCUUGUGAGGAAUCUUUUGAAGCUUUAUGUUGACAUUGAGUUCACAGGUUCUCAUACACAGUUCUAUGAUAAGUUCAACAUUCGCCAUAAUAUUGCUGAACUUCUUGAAUACCUUUGGCAAGUUCCUAGUCAUCGUAAUGCGUGGAAACAGAUUGCUAAGGAAGAAGAAAAGGGUGUUUAUCUGAAUUUCUUGAACUUCCUGAUCAACGAUAGCAUCUACCUCCUUGAUGAAAGUCUCAACAAAAUUCUUGAACUCAAAGAGCUUGAAGCUGAGAUGUCAAAUUCUGCAGAAUGGGAGCGGAGGUCAGCUCAGGAAAGGCAAGAGAGAACUCGACUAUUCCACUCCCAGGAGAACAUUAUACGGAUUGAUAUGAAGUUGGCUAAUGAGGAUGUUAGUAUGCUGGCAUUUACAUCUGAGCAGAUUACAGCUCCUUUUCUACUCCCUGAGAUGGUUGAAAGAGUGGCCAGUAUGCUCAAUUACUUUUUAUUGCAACUAGUGGGCCCUCAAAGAAAAUCUCUUAGUCUGAAAGAUCCUGUAAAGUACGAAUUCCGUCCAAAAGAAUUACUCGAGCAGAUUGUCCGCAUAUAUGUUCAUCUGGCAAGGGGUGACGCCAAAAACAUAUUUCCGGCAGCUAUCUCCAGUGAUGGUCGUUCAUACAAUGAACAGUUGUUUAGUGCUGCAGCAGACGUGCUUCGGAGAAUUGGCAUGGAUGGGAGGAUUAUAGAAGAUUUUAUUGAACUUGGUGCGAAGGCCAAGGCUGCAGCUUCUGAGGCCAUGGACACUGAAGCUGCCCUUGGAGAUAUACCCGAUGAAUUCCUUGAUCCGAUUCAAUAUACUUUAAUGAAGGAUCCAGUGAUUUUACCAUCUUCAAGGAUCACAGUAGACAGACCUGUCAUCCAGAGACAUCUUCUAAGUGAUAGUACUGACCCAUUCAAUCGAUCCCAUCUUACCGCGGAUAUGCUGAUUCCACACACUGAAUUGAAGGCACGAAUUCAGGAGUUUAUUAGGUCCCAUGAAUUGAAGAGGCGUGGAGAAGGUUUAAACAUGCAGAGCUCCAAGGGAACAAUACAACCAACAAGUGGGGAAAUGUUAAUUGACUAGGGCAGGCCUUGUAAGAUUACAUUAUGAUGAUGGAUUACGUUUUAUAUUGUUGUGAAUGGUGGACAGGUGCAAUGUAUCUAGUUUAAAUGUCAAUCAUAUUUCAUAUAGAAGUCAACCUUACUGGGAAAACUCUUGAAGUGUCUUAGCCAGUAAAGUUUCUGAAACAAUACUGCACAAAAAGGAUAAAUUAUAUGAAAUCAAAUACAUGUAUGAAUAAUCCAAUUGUUUUAUGCAUAAGUUCCAAUGAAGCUGAGCUAGCUCCGCUCUGUUUGCUGU
Messenger RNA from Theobroma cacao (cacao), 3553 nucleotides. RefSeq names its product U-box domain-containing protein. Gene Ontology annotation, biological process: ERAD pathway; protein polyubiquitination; ubiquitin-dependent protein catabolic process. Gene Ontology annotation, molecular function: ubiquitin-ubiquitin ligase activity. The record is from RefSeq and is a predicted model, not a curated record. NCBI's taxonomy places the organism in Eukaryota, Viridiplantae, Streptophyta, Magnoliopsida, Malvales, Malvaceae. Gene Ontology annotation, cellular component: nucleus; cytoplasm; ubiquitin ligase complex.